UAAAUUGUAUUAAAUGGCUGAUUGAAAUAUAUGUCUGAAUGGCAUUUUAAUUUUUUUACAAUUAAUCUUAAUAAAUAAAAAUAAACAUUUCACUCUCUAUCGGUCUAGCAGAGAUAGACUCUCAUAAUUUAUUAGAAUUAGUAUUAUAUUAUUGUACUAUUACAUUGCAUUACGUUAUAUAAUAAUAUCAAUCAAUCUUCGUUUACCGUCCAGAGACCCAGUUUAUAAAUAUAUAAUUAGUGCUAAAUAGUAAAAUAGUAGUAUUAGUAUAGUAUAUAUUACAGGUUUUGUGUUACUUUUACUUUUACUAAUGCUUAAUUAAAUAAAUUAAAUUAAUACUUUAAUUUUUAACAAGGGUUAUGUAACACCUCUAAAUUCUAAAAAGAAAUUAGUUUUAUAAUAUUUAAUAAUUAUCAAUUUAUUAUAUUCUUAUUAGUUAUUAGAUAAGUUUUAAUUUUAACUCUUAACAGUGCUAGCAACUUUUAUUUUCAACUAAACUUAAUUUUAUGUUGACAACUAAGUAACUCAUCAGGAAGCAAGAACAUUCAUGCUUGAAUAAAUAGCAGUUUUUUCAAAUUACAAAUAAGUUUCAUCCAUCAUUCUUUCAUUUGAUUUGGUUCUUAGUUGUUGAAAUUUCCUCUCCCAGAUUUUCAGCAUGUUUGCUUGUAGAUUUGCAAUUACAAGGUUACCAAUGGUUUCCAUGGCAACCAAAUCAGGGUUGGUAACAAAGGUGAGAUUAUUUGCACAAGAGAGUAAGUCGUCUGCACUGAGGAGAGUGAAGGAGGUAACGAAGGGUCCGACACUGAAGGAAAGGUUGAUGGCUCCAGCUGGUGAUACAGCCUUCACAGCAGGAAGAGGAUUAUUAGCAGGCGCAUCUCUGUUGGGACUUGGAGGCCUUUGUUACUAUGGAUUGGGACUGUCGGACCAAGUUGGUGCUAUCGAUAGAGCUGCAUUGUGGCCAGCCACUGUGAAGGAGAGAAUAAGGAACACAUAUGCUUAUUUUGGAGGCAGUUUGAUUUUCACGGCCGCCUCAGCUGUUCUUCUGAGUAGGAGUCCUACAUUUAUGAACGUCAUGUUCAGAUCGUCUUGGAUGACACUGAUUGGCAGCAUGGUCGCCAUGAUGGGGACAGGAAUUUUGUGUCAGUCCCUGCCCUACACAGAAAGCAUUGGAGUAAAGCAUUUGGCCUGGAUGUUGCAUAGCUGUGUUGUAGGGGCUGUCGUCGCCCCUAUCGCGUUAAUGGGCGGUCCCCUACUUGUUAGAGCUGCAUGUUACACUGUUGGCGUAGUUGGAGGUCUGUCUGCUCUUGCAAUGUGUGCACCAAGCGACAAGUUUCUUUACAUGGGAGGACCAUUGGCCAUGGGUCUUGGAGUCGUGUUCAUAUCAUCAAUAGGCACGUGGUUUCUACCGCCAUCCACAGCGUUGGGAGCAGGAUUGUACAGCAUUGCAGUGUAUGGAGGGCUUGCCCUGUUUGGCGCCUUCCUCUUGUACGAUACACAGAAGGUUGUUUAUAGGGCUGAGCAUCAUGUUGCCUAUGCUGAUCAGCCAUUUGAUCCCAUCAAUAACUCAGUUGGAAUCUUUAUGGACACGAUCAACAUCUUCAUCAGGAUAGCCAUGAUUCUUUCUGGUAGUAGCAACAGGAGAAAGUAGAUUCAUCAAUCGAUCAAACAACUGACCACUUAAUUUUAAUCUGAUGCCAAUUUUGAAUGAUAUGAUAAAUAUUCGUGUUCUUUAUCAUUUAACAUAUUGUACCUCAAAUGUUUUUUUUAAUUCUGUGUUUUCGAAUUGUGGCGCUGGCAAUCCAAGAGGUCGUCUGGUAGAAAAUAAUUUACAUCUUUUUAUAUUUUUGGUAUGAACGCAAAGCCGAAAUGAUUAAAAUUUUUCAUGCGACGAAAAUUAUUAUUUGGGAAAACGUUAUGUAAAUUUUC
This is a messenger RNA of Helobdella robusta, 1926 nucleotides long. RefSeq lists its product as hypothetical. NCBI's taxonomy places the organism in Eukaryota, Metazoa, Annelida, Clitellata, Rhynchobdellida, Glossiphoniidae. The transcript has 13 exons. The record is from RefSeq and is a predicted model, not a curated record. Bases 656 to 1648 code for a protein of 330 amino acids. Gene Ontology annotation, cellular component: mitochondrial inner membrane.